GUUCGGAUGUGUGCCUUCAAGUGGGAUGAUUUCCCGUAAACUCUGUCGCAUCCGUCAAAAGUGCACUGGUGUCUCUUAACAGGGGAUCGAGGGGCCCCCACGCCGCCGCCUCCUGCUGCUCCCCCCCUCGGCUGCUGCUGCUGCCCGGGCACCGGGGUAGCGGAGGGGGUCAUUGUAGGGGUGGUGGGGUCGGACAACGUGGUGUAACCGCUUUCCCCACCACACGACGAGUUGCUGCUCUCAGAGUAGGCCGACAUGGGCCGGAACUUGCCGUGUAGGUCGGUGAGAAUACCGGCCACCGUCAUCAUGUUGGCUCCUUCCAGCCUCAGGGUCUCCCGCACUUCUCGGUCCUCACUCGACCCGUCGUGCUCCCCCGGGAGCAGGCCCGCUGCGGUCGGCUGGCUGGCGACGAGAGCCACAGGGGUGGGUCUGUGCAAAACUGGGCCACUCGAUAUUGAAACCAAACACUCGGCAGCGAAAUAAUCAGAGGACGCGGUGACCGACAUUGUUGUUGUUUCCUCGUUUAAGUCGGCCUUAGCUAGCAAAAAAAUAAAUAAAGCAGGAGGGGCUAACUGUAGUCUGGUCCCGACCUCGUUUUCAUCAAACUCGACGAAGCAGCACUUCCCAAGUGAACAUUGUAACCGCCAUACAGUGCGUCAGGAGUCCCGCAGUCAUCGAUUGAUAUAAAGAAAGGCACAAAGGUACUAAAAAUGUGCUUAAAAUUGUGCCAAUACCGCCGACCCAAAACGCGUGUCCCCAGCCCACCGACGGUUCAUUGUGUCUGAGCCUCCACACAAGCCGGUCAAACCUACGCCCCCUGAUCCUGAUCGCGGAUGCGUUCGAGGUCUGUCGGUUUAACCAGUUACAAGUGCACAAUGUCUGUUAAAAUUUCCGUAUAAACACAUUCACAUCUAUUUAGUCUGCAUAGCUACUCAUACAAUUAUGCAUAGAUAACGUGUUCAUAAAUUAUUUCAUAUAAUCAACAAUUAUUACAAACAAAGUUCGGUAAACAAAGUCCCCAUCUCACCUCACUAACAAAGAAUUUAAAUAUUCCGAGUGGAGUUGAUUUCGCAAUCUAUAGCAUAAGAGCAUACUUUUAACAUUUAACGCAGACUACUAGUUGUACAGGGGGGUGACACUUAAAGUGGUUGUAGUGUUCUCUUCAAAUAAAGCUCUUAUAUACGAUGUUUUUCAAAGCGUGAAUGCAUCUCUAACGACAAACUGCCUGACGUCGCAUCUCGGGCGUGGGCCGUGGCGGGUGCAUCGUGGAAGCCUAAGCAAGCAGUUUGGGUAAGGAUGGGGGGGAAGGAGAGCAGGAUAAAAGCUAAGUUAAAGUUAAAAGUGAACAAUAAUUUAGUUGGUUUAUAUGUUAAUAAUGUUAUGAUUAAAAAUAUAAAUGUUCCAGGUGAGUAAUUAAACACUAAACAGAGACUAAAUGGCUCUAUUCUCUUAUGCUUAGUCCAUAUUAAGCAACUUCUAAUAGAUUGAAGCCUAUUUUAAUUGCAGGAGUGAACUUUUAAUCACUUGAACCCAACAUUAAAUCAUACGUACAACCUGUCCAAGGUUUAUUAUUUUAUAGCCGUCCACAGUUUGCUCAAUAAACCUUUUCUGACUAUCAGCAGUGUAUAUUAAAUUGCCUUAAUGAAGCUAUUUUUAACUGCUAGUGUCGAGCAAGGUGAUUGGUGGAGAGGAUGUUUGUAGCUCCAGCAUGGAAGGCAUUUCCUGAUUGGUUGCUGUGUGAGCAGUGGGGGUCACUGUGGGAGCCCCCCAUACAAGUGUGGUCAUUCAGUGGUUGGGAACAGUGCUUCGUUUUCAUCUCACUUUCAUGUGGAAGCUGAGGAGCGGACGGAUCUCCAGUGACUUGAGUCUGAGAUGGCUAUGUCCUGGUUUUAUAGUUUAUAUAUUACAUUUAUUUGUCUCUUAUGUGGUGAGUUUACUUCUUAUGUGCUUUAUGUGUUUUUUUUUUACGUCAUGAGAUAAGACUCUUGUAUGCAUGCAUGGAUGUGAGUGUUGAAGCAAGGCAGUCUUUCUUUGAGUAAAGUUGCACUGUUUUAUCAUGUCUUGCCUUUCUUUGUAGUAGCUGAUUGCUUAGAGCCAAAGUCUGAUUUCUGUGAUUCAAGUUGUGCAGGUAAGGACUGUUUAUUGUGGUUUGUGCAUAUCAGAUUUAAGAAAUUUCCACUGAUAAUGCUGUAAUACGAUGCAUGGCCGUCUUUUUUUUCCCCCCAAACGAAUCAUCUUCUUUUAAAUCUAAUCAACAGUGUUGUUAUUUCUGCUUAUUCUAGCAUUUUCUACCUCUGACGUGUCCUAUCAGGCAGGGGUGAGGUAUACUUACAGGUAUAGAACAGCAAUCACCACAUCCCUGCAUGGCUCUAAUGCUGGUAGAAAUGGACUGGCGUUGGACUGUGUGGUUGAUGUCGAUGUAGUGUCCAAGUGUCAUUUCAUAAUGCAGAUAAGGAAUCCACAGAUAAAGCGCCUUUCGCCUCAGAAGGAACACUCUGUGUCUCGCAUGAAAAGUUUGAGGGAGUCAUUGGAGAGAACUCGCCUCAAGUUUUCCCUCCGGGGGGGAAAGGUCGUUGCCCUAUGCAUCCAGGAGGGGGAGCAGGUGUGGACGCUCAACAUUAAAAGAGCAUUUCUGAGCAUGCUCCAGACCUCCCGCACUGCCUCCAAACAGUCACAAAUGGAGACUGAUGUGCAUGGGACAUGCACCAGCAUGUAUGAGAGGCGAGGACGACUGCUGCUGAAAACUCGGGAUCUAAAAGAGUGUCAGAAAUCUAGGCUGGCACAAUUCUGGACCCAUUCUGUAGCUUUAUCUGGAGACACGUCAGUGCAAUCAGAGCUACGCUGUGUGCAGGCCUUUGGUUCUGUAGUCAUGGAAGAGGUGAACUGUACCGAAACGGUAUCCAUAGCAACAUGGUCUAAGACUGCAGGCCAGGUGAAGACGCAAACCGAGUCAGCUCUGCUGCUGCUCAGAGCCCAGCCAGGCACAGUUUCAGGAGCAGAUCUUUUAAGUAUUGGAACACAAACUGGCCUGCAGUUUGAGGACGAAGGAGCUGCAAGACCUGGAAAGGUGUUACCUACACCUGACCAUGCUAGUCAAACUAUCAGGAUGUUGUGUAGCCUCAUAUCACACCCUAAAGAGGUGUCGCAAAAGUUCCUUCACUUGGCUUUCCAGCUUAGAGAGCUCACCCUCUCACAGCUCAAGACACUUUGGAUGGAAGCGUCUUUCAAGUGCCGCAAUGACUGGCAACCCUUGUUGGACGCAUUACCUGCUUGUGGAUCAGAAAACUGCAUCAUUCUACUGACUGACCUCAUGAAGGAAAAAGAACUGGAAGACGGGCAGGCUCAGUCUUUCCUUUCCACCAUCGCCCUCAUCCCGAAUCCAUCGCCACAGAUCAUACACUCCAUCAAUACUUUAGUAGACAUCCAAGAGGUGCGGUCCAAGGCUCUGCUGGCUGGAUCCUCUCUUGUCUAUCAACUAUGCCAGCAAUCCACGACUCCCUGCAGUGACCUUCCUGAGAUACAGACCUUCAUACGGACACUAGAAGUGGCCCUGAAGGAAGGUUGUGCUGCUCAAGGUGCCACCCAAACUGAAAAGCUUGUUUAUGUCAUGAAAUCUGUGGGGAACAUGGGCGUGGCUGCUCCACACUUCAUCCCUUUGUUAAAUCGCUGUGUACUCAGCCCCUCAGCACCGUUGGAGCUGAGACUGGCCGCCAUUAAAGCCUUCAGACGUUUUGACUGCUCGGCUAAUAAGUCUGUGCUUUUACAGCUGUACCGCUCCCCCCCGGAGGAUGCGGAGGUCAGAAUCGCUGCAUACCAGCAACUCAUGCGCUGCCCGGACCCCAACGUGUUAGAGGGGGUGAAGGUGACUCUGAGAAAUGAAACCUCCAGCCAAGUGGGCUCAUUUGUGUGGAGUCAUUUGACCAACAUCCUAAGGAGCGAAGACCCCAUGAAGCAGACCCUGAUCGGCUCACUGCCUGACGACAUAAUCAGCAGAGACUUUGAAGCAGAGUUUUUGAAAUACUCUUCCUAUUCAGACUACACUCUUACAAGCGGCAUGGGACUCACAAAUGUGGAGACAUCUGUCAUUUUUUCUCCAAAAUCCUUCCUUCCAAGAUCUGUCACCACCAACCUGACGGUCUAUUUUCAUGGCAGAGCCAGUAACCUUCUGGAAAUGGACCUUCGAAUUGAAAAUGCCGAACCACUUGUGAAGAGCAUUUUCAGUCAGCUGAGUCCCAACCAUAAUGGAGAUCCCACUGCUGACCAACAAAAACACGUGGUGCCGAAAGACGAGAAGGAGAGGAGGAGCAGAAGGAGAAGAAAUGAAGGCAACAGAGGAGUGAAAGAGUUGUGUUUAUCCAGCUCCAACAGUUAUCUGAACCAGGCCAGGGCGUUGUUAUUCGCAAGGAAAAAUAUGGCGGAGGAAGGCCUGAAGUGCUGGGUCGGUGUGAAAGUGUUUGGCAACGAGCUCAGUGUGUUUACAUGUGACGAUCUCUACACUCAAAUCAAGCAGAUGUCGCUGAGCACAGCAGGACUGGCCGUCAAACUGCUCAAGGGUCACGAGGUUCAGUUGAACCAGAGGUCUGUGCUCUUGACUGAGGAGCUGCUGCUGCCAUCUUUGUCUGGUUUACCCAUCAAAAUAGGCAUCAACAUGACCUGCUUUUUUUCACUACGACUGAAGGGAAAUGUCAACUACAGGGAUAUUUCUCACUUCUCCCUCGCCGGCUACAUUAAACCCGAUGCCUAUGUAGGCCUAUCAGCGAGGAUGGGCGUUGAUGGUGCUCUGGGUCACGCCGCAGUGGAAUGGAUGUCUGAGCUACAGAGCUCCACAAGCCUGGAUGGUAGUAUCCAUCUGCAGGAGGGGCAAGAUCUCAGGGUCACACUUAACACCCCGGAGGACGCCAUGGACAUAAUUUCUCUGAGCUCGAAAGUAUUCCAACUCAGUGGUGACCACACAGAAGAGAUACAAGGACCAAAGAGUCGCAUCCAGCAGACCUCUUGCACUCCAAAAACCUGGUCAAAGAUGGUUGGCUGGCAACUAUGCUCCAAUGCGUCCUACCCCUUAACUACCGGUGGCAUCUCGCUCCCUCCCAGUGGUCCCAUCCACCUCUCCCUCCGCCUGCUGAAGCUGGACAGAGGUCUCCAUUACUACUUGCUUGAGGCUGCCUACACAAUGUUUCCAACGGGAACAUGGCUACCCAGAGACGCAUCCAUCCAUCUUCUCCUGGCUACUCCAAAGUCAUCCUUCCCCAGGGACAUGUCGCUUGAUCUUGCCUUCAGUCCUCGCACAGUUUUGCUCAGGGUAUCUCAUCCAUUGAAAAGCAUCCUCAUGCAAGGGCAAUUUGAACAAGAGAUGAAUUUAAAGACCGCAAAACUCGAGCUGAUAAUUGAUGGCGUUCAUUAUUAUAUAAUGGGUCUGGUGAACAAGCAGACGGUCAUGUCAGAACUGAGGACACACUAUCAUUUUGAAGCCAAAAUGGCCACCAAUGGAAAUCCUAUGAUCCUCUCUGCUAAUAUUACCCGUGGACUGGGCAGAAGGAUGAGUUUUUCUGCCACAUUGAAGAAUGUGUUGAGAGAACCUGCAUCACUCUCAGUGGUGUUAGAACGCAGGAGGGACGUCCACAGCAGGCAGUACUCUUUGGAGGCGGAGCUUCUAUUUCCCGGCAUGGUCGGCAGCAGGAUGCUAGGUCUAGUGGAGCAAAAAGGAGCACUGUGGAGUUCCGCGCUUCGCCUCAAAUACGGUCUGGGAGGUGAUGCCCGGCAUCUGCGCCAAGAGUGCCACACAUCUCAAAGCGCGAGGAGCGAAAGACACACAAACCUCACCUACACCAUGAGAGCUGAUCACGAGUUCUACUGUUCCAAUACACCUCUUAUUAACCAUAAAGUCCACCUCAGACACGAGGAAAGCCCCAGCCACGUUAGAUCAUCUGUGGACAUGAGCUACGGCAAACACUGGGACGAGAUAAACAACAAACGCACUCUCCUUCUGAGCCAGUCAUUCAAAAACCAGUCGACACAAAAUCACACCAGUUACACACUGGAGUUCAAUCUCCAGGUUCCAGAGAAAGAUAUAAUCUACCGCAGCCAGUUAUUGCAUUCUUACCUAAGACAGCCCGGGUCAGAGAGCAGCACUCACAUCAAAAUCAAUUACAACAACUUCAUGCCGCUGGUGGCCGGUUUACACUGGAAAAGUCCCCCGAAUGAGACCCCGCUGAAGAAAUGGGAAGGGACAUUUACCAUGGACACUCCAUGGUUGUACAUCUCCACUUACCACAAGCUGAGUCAGCACCAGCGCCACACCCUGCAGCUUGUUUCUGAACUGACAGCCAGCAAAUGGCUGACCGUCCGCAACCUCCUCCUGGAGGCUUCCUACGGGGAUAAGGGACACGAGAAGGAGGCUCGUCUCAAGCUCCACACUCCUGCUGUCACAUUAUUCCAAGCAGGAGGACUAGGAAUCAUGGGAAAGCGAAAUAUAAAAGUGUCCUGUUCUGUCAGCUCACUGUGGACCCCUCCCAUGAGCGGAGAUGUCUUCCUGGAGAUGUUAAAACCCAGCCUUACCCUACAGAUGUCCUCCAGCUAUGGCAAACACAACGUCAGCCUCGCUGCUGCUCUGAACACGGUUGACAAGAUUUUGAAUAAGAAGCAAGUGAUUAUAAAGGUGAUCUUCUUGGAGCCCAAACGACCCCCUGCUGAGUUUGAGUUUGAGGGAACUUUGGAGGAACUGAAGAAGGACAAGCAGACGUACCAAAGAACAGCACUGCUCCAUUUUAGACAGCCUUUCCAGACUUUUCCUCAGAGGCUUCUCCUGAGGGAGACUUUCACCGUUGACCUCCUGAAAGGCCUUUACAUCCUGGAGUCGAGGGCUGGUUUUCAUCGCAAUAAAGAGCUCAUUCAUACGCUCACCAUUGGCUACAAACCACCGACCCCAUUUGUUUGCUCUGCGCUCAUCCAAACUUUCAACACGGAAACUUUGCCAUCUGACUCUGAGAUGUGUGUCACCACUUCCAGCAAUCAGACCCUGAAAGACAUUCACGGAAGUUUAAGGGUGGGCAGCAAAGAGAAGCUCAGUUUCUUUGUACAAACUGUAUUCAAUACUUUACAUGCAAGUCAGCGAGGGAUAAAAGUCCGAGGCAACGUCACCCAUCAGCUCCAGCUGCCAAUCCCCUCCUUUGCCUUAGUGGAGGGAGAUGUACUAUAUUGGAGCCCCCAAAACAACAUGGACUUUGAUUACCUAGCCCGAGGGAGACUGAAAAUUGAACGACAGGAGUGUCAAAUUUCAUUGCAGUUCAACAGAACUUCAGACCGAUUUUUCCUCCAUUCAUAUCUCAAGCAUCCUUUCAAAUCGAAGAUUCCCAAAACUCUUGAGGCCAAAGCGGCUACUGAUAUAUCUACUCUGGCUGGUAGAGGAAGUAGCUUCAUUCAGAUGAAAGCUGAUGGAAAAGACAAACUGAUGCUGGAUGCCAAGAUGUCCCAUUCUUACCUGUGGGGAGAUCGAGCCGUGGCACUUAGGCUGAAUUUAUCUCAGAGUUUGCUGCAUGGGCUCGAUGACUUGCAUGUAAAAAUGGCUGCCAACAUGUCCCCACACAGUGUGUCGCUACAUGGUUCCUGUACACAUGGACUCAAAGCUCUUUUGAUACAAAUGAAGGGGUCUCUUAAAAACAGCAGUGGAUUAGAGCUUGCUCUAUCAGGAGAUCUGAGGCAUUCAAUGACCAACCUCGCUAUUCUGCCCUCCAUCCUGGGAUUAGACGCCGUAUUGGGAGUUUCUGACACCCUUACUGAAGGACAACUCAGAGUCAAAGUCAAGGAUGUUUUGUAUAGCAUGGAUCUGAGGCAUCAAGAAGACACGGACGAAGGUCUGGACAAAUUAGGAAAAAACGUACACGUUUCCCAUAGCUGGAUGUGUGUUCUGUCAGGAGUGGAGAAUUUUUGUGUGAAUGUCAGUCGCCAGUUGGAAACAAAAGGGAUGGGAGAGGUCUACAUCCAGCUAUCUCAUUCCUCCCAACUACUCAAUGCCACAGGUCUGUCUACAAGUUGCAACGGUCGAGUCAAGUGGGACCAGAGUGAAAAUGAAAUGUCAGCUCUUGCGGAAAUACAAGCUGGACUUGAACAUUUAAAAGCUGAGUUUAAUGGCUUCAAGACAAACCUGCUUGCCCCACGUUGGGAAAUCAUGUCAACACUGCAGCACAAAGUGAAAGCGCUGCAGAAAAGAGGCAUAUCAAGCUCCGUGCAAGCCAACGCGCAUUACCAGGCAGAUAGCACCAGCUUGAACACAGGCCUGGUCUUUCAUAUGGAAGACAAGAAAAUGAUUGACACACUUUUAGUUGUUGGAGCAAACAACAGCACAAGUGUAUUUAUAGUUUCACUAUGGCAACAGAUAAAGCCGCUGCAGGGGAUCGUACCUUCCACACUUCAGAUGAACUGCACAGGGAGCACGGCUGCAGAGCGUUUCUCUGCACAGUGCUACGGAGAUGUGGCAGGCCACCCUGUGGAGAGUCUCCUACCUUCACAAACAUCAGUGAACAUCUCCAUCAACCAUUCCGGUUGCUGCACAAAUCUCAGUGCUGAUCUCCUUGCCGAAGAUAAACACAAAGUCAGCACUGCAUUGUCGCUUACGUUUCAACCAAGCCUGAGUUUGAACGCAUCUGUCCGACACUGUAUAGAAGCAAUACAAGCGCUGGGGGUUCCUUCUAAUGGAGCACUGGUCGUCAGUGUCUCAUCUGAACAGCUGCCAGUUGCAACGGUUGGAAUUGAGCUUGGGAACUGUCACUUCAGUGGACAUCUGGGCAAGACGCAAGUGUCAGAAGCAGAGGGGAAUCGGUUAUCUUACAAUGUAAACCUGACCAACUACUGUCCUGUCUUACAGGAAACAGUCCUUCCAGUGACCCUAGUUCUAAAUGGGUCCUUUUCCAGAGUCCCGUGUGGGUGUAUGAUCAGCUCUUCUCUCAGGGCAGACAGCCAAUCCCUCUCAUUGGAUCUAGGACAGUCCUGCACCUCUCCACAUCUCUCUGGGACUCUUACGCACACUUUCUCUGGGCUGAGGAGCCAAGGUGUUCCUCAGACGGUCAUCGUAGAAGCCACUGCUCCAGGAGGUGCUGAACAGAAUGGAGAUCUGUUCAUAAAAGCCGGGGCUUGUCGUCUUAGAUUAGUUGAAGACAAAAGCAGGGCGUGGCGCUUCUGGGCUCUGCAGUCUAAUUGCCCAACAUUGCAGGUCAAUUUAAAUGGAUCAGUAUGGCAGGAGAGUCAGGCUAAGUGGGCUGCCAUGUUGGAUGCAAAUUUGGAGGAGAAAAGGACCUUCCUGCGUCUCGAUGCACAAACCUGGCCUGAGUUAAGUGUGGAAGGUGAGCUCAGACACAACCUUCCUGCUCUCAGACAUUUCCCUGAACACAGCAGAGUGAUUGUAACAAGCAAAGUUGGGACGCAACAAUUUGACACCGAGGCCCUGGUCUUAUUGACUGGGUGUGCUGUGAAAGCCAGAGCAACCGCAAUGUCACAUUCUGGCCUCCAGGGGGCGCUUGAGUACACCAACAACUGCAGCAUAGUUAAGGAGUUGGGUAGCCCAGAAAGGAUGCAAGCAUCCGGGUCCGUAUUUGUCUCCUCAACACUUGCUGAAUCUCAAGUCUCCAUGGCGAUUGACAAUGUAGAGUUGCAUUCAGUGGCCGUGCUUAAGAAAACUAAGGAACAACAUGAAAUAUUACUACAUUUUAACCACACUGUGCCGCUGUUGAAGAAGUUAGGUCUCACUUCAGAUGCGGAAAUUGCAUUGAGUUGUGGGCGUCAUGGCAACCGGUCCUAUUAUUACAGGAUAGAUAGCAGUGUCCAAAACCAGAAGUUAAGUCAAGAGGUAACUGUAGAGAGAACGAGUCGGGCAGUUACCGUGAAGAGUCAUUUCAGGCAUACAUUGAACUACCUGAAUACAACAGGAGUCCCUGGAAACAGCAGCAUCCAGGUGGAGCUUGGGUCUUCCGAAGGAAAGACACUGACCCUAAAAUCCCAAUUUGGACAUCAGAAAGUGGCAGUGAAACUAAAGAUGAAAUGUUUUCCCCAGACCAAAGAGAUAACAGGAAGCAUGUGGCACAGUGUCUUAUGGCUUCAGCAAAGAGGAGUGCCACGCAAUAUAGAGGGCUUCUGUUCCACUAAAGAAGUUCUGUCCCAGCUUCAGUCCAGGGCUCAGCUCACUGUAGAUGGGCACAAGCUACUUGACUCUGGCAUGAACGUGAGCACGGCUGAUGGACGCCUGGCUGUGCUCCUCUCCUACUUACCACCACUUUCAAACCAAACAUGGAAACAUUUCAGCCUCCACGCUGCUGUGAUGGCACAGUUUAAAGGUCUUCUAAGGAGUAUCGCAGUACAUGUUCGCAAUCAAGAUUGGCGGACUCAACUGGUUGCGGACGUUGGGGGCUGGGGCGCGCAGGGAGGGUCCAAGGAGGCCAGAGUUACUCUCAAACAUACUGCAGAGGGAGACUCCAUCCCUGCUUUGCAGGUUGAAGCCUGGGGAAGACAAUCUGGCUCCCAGCUGAGGUUGUCCAUGGCGGUAAACCCUGAACUCCCGUCCUCACUUGCUCUCAUCAUCCAAGGGCAGCAUCUUCCUAGCAGCAAGGACCUGACGGUGAAGGUGGUCCAGAGUUUUCCCAAGAUGCUGAUCCACUUGCCCUCACAACUCAAUUUCCGUUCACAGCUAAACCAAUCCGAGUCCGGUGUAGGAGGUUUAGUGGAGGUGUUGUCAGGCAAGAGGCGGCUCUGGACCCUUGGGGAGUUGGCAGUGAUCGACGGUGGUUACAGGCAAUCUCUGGAGGUCAAACACUCAUACCCGCAGUUGAAACUGCUGCCCAGGACAGUUGCAGUGAAAAGUGUGUACGAAGCCAGGAACUGGAGUUAUCAAGUGCAACACGCAGCCGUGUGGGGAAACCAGGAGUUCAGCGUGUCCGGUCUGUACUCCGCACCUCCAGUGCUGGAGAGAGGGAAUCACACUCUAAAUGUUCAAAUCAAGUGGCGUCCUCGUAUGACCAGUUUUGAAAUGACACUAGAGCGGUCCUUACUGGGUCGGGCAGACAGUGUUUCACUUGGAUGGAUGAGGCACGGCCGACCAGAGCAGGUGAAAGCUCUGAGCAUAUGGAGUCGAUCCAAGGAAAUGAAUGAGACCACGGUGGAGCUGAGUCAGCCCUUCUCGUCUUCACUUAGCCAAACACGCCUUCACAUUCUCUCACACCGCUCGGAAAGAGAGCAACGCAGCAUCCAACAGGCCCGCCUGUCUUGGGUCAGCGGCCUGCCCGUCAACAUCUCCUUCAGCCUGAACAAACAAUGGCAGUCCAACUUCAGCAGGGGAGAGGCUUGCGCUCUGUUGUCCAUUCAAAAGAUGGCGGUGUCCCCUGUCAAGGGUUGUGUAUCUGUCAGUCAGGAUGGAAACCUAUACUCACAAAAUGCUGAGCUAAGAUGGCACAACAGGAGUGUCAAGCAGGGCAUGAAAUAUCAGAGAGGUUCGCGAGGAUUGCACACCCUCCACUUGAAUAUCGGCCUUGACCAAGUGUCCCCUGAACCGUGUCCCUCGCAUUCACUCUUGACUAAAAUCCAAACCAACCUCAGAGAUCGCUUUGAGUACACGGUAUUGCUUGGCCUGUGCCCCCCACAGCCUGCUCUGUUGUGGUCAGGAUGCCACAGACUGAACUCAGGACAGGAAGUGUUUUAUGCACAGUCUCGUCUGUCGGCGUCUGGGCGGGGGACCCUUUGCAGUCUCACGCUCGCCCUGACCAACUCAUCGACUGCUCAGGCCUCCAACAUCACUCUCUUCACGGAGUCUAGGAUGGGGAACUGGAGUGUGGAGGCGGGAGGCAGCGCUUUAUCAUGGCCUCGGGGGUCUGGCCUUCUUGUGCAAGCGCGACUCGACCACAGAGAGGAGAUGUGGCUGAACAACACAAUAGAGGGACGAUGUCUCCAGACUACAGCAGGUUAUAAAAACGGUUCUGGCCUGAGCGAAGAUGUCUCCCUGGUGGCGUGUCUGGGCACACAUUAUAGUCUGAUGGUGGAUGUGCAAAAAGGAGAAGGCAACAGCCAACGUGAAGCUUUGGCAAGUUUGUCUGCAGGAGCAGCCAAUCAGAGGCUGAGCCUGAGAGCAAGUGGCUGUUUGCAGAGUCUCACUGCCGUGGAGGCACGGAUUCAUGCUGUGAGCUCUCAGAUCAGAAACAAGCUCUUGGAGAGAAUCAGGACCAUAAAGCAUCUUCUUACGGAAUUCAGACAACAGUCCAGAGGCAGUGAGCUUCUCCAGGAUCUGAGCGUGAUGCUUCUGCAUAUCACCCAGCAUGUAGAGUUUGUGUUGGGGCACGGAGGCGCAAGUUUGUCGGCUCUGUGGCGCAGCAGCUCUCUCCGACACGCUGUCACCAGCAGCUUGCCUCGCUCUCUCAACCUGCUGCACCAGGCCUCCAUGUUGGGACAGCUGGAGCUGAAGAGGCCCCUGGCCACUCUUGCAGGCGUGUACCAGGACGUGAAAGGCCACAAGGUGGAGGCUCUAUGGAGGGAAGCUGUUCUUUUGUGGACUGACAAGCUUCUGCAGGUCUGCCCUGCUCUGCUGGGAAGUCCUCAGCUAAGGCCUGUGACUCAAGCCAGCAUCUCUUCACUCAACCAUGCCAUGGAUUUAGCUGGCCAAUACGCAUACCACUGGGUGGAAAACAGGCUGGCAGUGGCUCUGUCCGGAAUCAGGAAGCAACUGGCUUCAGUCUACAAAUUAUCGUCCAGCGAGUGUUCUGUGGACGUAUCUGUGCCACUGCCUGCCCUCCGCUGGACACGUUUGACUGAAGUCGGUGUGGUGGGGAUGCUUUUAGAAGAGUGGCUGCUGAGACCCUUGCAAAGCCUCGCCUCCGUUAGACCCACGGCUGAACUUUACCGCCUCAAGAGGAAGAUCAUGGAUAGUCCCUUUCUUCACCAAGCGCUGCUGGUGGCCGAUCAGUUUGUCGUUACAUUUGAUGGCCAUCUUUAUGAGCUACCAAGAUCGUGUCCACUUCUGUUGGCCCAAGACAUCAGUGCUGAUCCCACAUUUACACUUCUGCUCAAUACACCCCCACACACCCUUCUCUUGAUCAGGAUGUCCAACAGCACUGUCAGCAUUCAGCGCAAUGGACAGGUGAAAGUUGGAUGCGACAACACAGUGACACACACGUGGCACGGUGACGGUGGUCUAACUGUUCAAAGGGCAUCACGCACUGUGUACGUGUCCAAUCACGAUGGGGUGUCGGUGUCAUGUGACCUGAGACUUGAACUGUGCAGCUUGACUCUGGAUGGAUGGUUUCAUGGCAUGAUUACUGGUUUGCUGGGGACCAAUGACAACGAAGCAGGAAAUGACUCACCUUUGUCUGAUGGUUCCCAAGCUGGAAACAUGAAGGACUUUUUUCACAGCUGGCAGAUGAGCUCGGAUUGUGUAGCUUCCACACCCAAACAGGAAGAUGUUUCCAACACAGCCACGAGGGCAGCGACAUGUGAUUUUCUCUUCUCCUCUCACGAGUCUCCUCUGAGUUCCUGUUUCAGGGUGGUGGAUCCCAGUCAGUUCUCGGUUUUAUGCUCCGAGUCAAGCUCCUCCGCAGCCCCUUGCCGAUUAGCAUCUGCUUUUGUUCAUCUGUGCCAGCGCAACUACAUACCAUUGGAAGUCCCCGUCCAGUGCUUAAAAGGGUGAAGAUGGCUGAAUUGGUGAAGAGUGGCGAAGAGAGAGAUGACAUUCGUGCUCCAGAAAACUCUUUUGCUGAAUUACUACGAACCGACAUGAAGUAUGCAAUUGUGUACACAAGGACAUGUCAUUCCUGUGUACAGCCGUAAUGUGAAUGAUCUGUUUAUUGUUAAUGACAAGACCUAUUUUUUUCAUUUAUUGUACAGUACAAUCAAUGUGAUC
Messenger RNA from Doryrhamphus excisus (bluestripe pipefish), 13867 nucleotides. The record is from RefSeq and is a predicted model, not a curated record. Lineage: Eukaryota; Metazoa; Chordata; Actinopteri; Syngnathiformes; Syngnathidae.